Molecule: messenger RNA, 1813 nt
Organism: Lutzomyia longipalpis
Lineage: Eukaryota; Metazoa; Arthropoda; Insecta; Diptera; Psychodidae
Gene: Sbp2
Exons: 3
Coding region: 87-1304 (405 amino acids)
Biological process (GO): selenocysteine incorporation
Cellular component (GO): ribonucleoprotein complex
Molecular function (GO): selenocysteine insertion sequence binding; ribonucleoprotein complex binding; mRNA 3'-UTR binding
Source: RefSeq, a predicted model, not a curated record
AAGAGACGUCAAAAUCAGUUGAUUUUGUGUUUGGAAAUCGAUCGCGCGCGAGUGAAAGUUUUGUUCGACAAAGAAGAGACAAAGAGAUGAAUUUUCUUCCUCAAACCUGGUCAGGAUACGCGAAGACGGAUGGUGGGAAUGGAGAUGAGGGGACAAAGGGGAAAUCUUGGCCAAUGUUGCGUGAGAAAACCAUGUCGGAGUCUCAAAAUGCAGGACAAGACCCCAUUUCCGUGGAGACCUUGAGCCUCAAACUUGAGGAUUUGGAGAUGGACGCUGUGAUUGAGAGCCUGGAGAAGGAUCAUGUGCGGGUGGAUGGGAAGCAUGUGAGUGAGAGUGAUGAUGAGAGGGAUGAGAGUAGCGAACCCACCAAGGUCACGGAGGCAAUUAGGGCGGAACGUCGUCAACGGAGGAGGCAGGUGAAGCAGCAGAAGAGGGAUGAGAAGGUUCUGGCUGAGAGGAGGGAAUCCAAGUACAAACAGGUGCAGCUCAUAAGGCAGAGUGAUCUAGAACGCUAUAAGGAUUGUCUUAAGGAUCAGCCAGAUCGGGAACGUCCUUCGUGGUUUAGCAGGGGUGCCAAGGAUGCGACGUUCUCUCUGGAGCAUUUUAUGGCGCCCAAAACAAAAGUACAGCAAUGCCCCAAGGUCAUGACAAACAUUCCAGGUGAGAUUGUCCGUCACCGUGGGAAGAAGCACGAAUUCCCAAAGCCAAAGCCCCGCACAACGGCCAAGAGGCGCAUCCUGGAGAUUCGUCACGAGAAGGCGAAUGAGGAGUUCAAGGACACAAAGCUCACCCCCUACAAUCCCCACAGUAGACGCUACCGUGAGUACUGUGAUCACUUCACAGAGGAGGAUCUGUGUGGGCGCGUCGAGGCCAUCCUGCAGGACCUCUUCCGUUUCCAGGAUCGUGCAUUCCAUCGCAAUGAGAUAAAGGCCAGAGCCAAGAGACGCUACGUCGUGGGAUUCAAAGAAGCCAAUCGAAUGCUGGAUGUAAACAAGGUAAAACUCUUGAUCGUAGCGACGGAUUUGGAGAGAAGCCCCGGAGAGGGGGGUCUCGAUGAGGCUGUCUAUGCGCUACGUAAGAGAGUGAGAGAAGCCAAAGUACCUUAUGUGUUCGCCCUGUCGCGCCGUGGCAUUGGGAAUAUCCUACAGAAGUCACCAGCUGUCAGCUGUGUCGCCGUCCUUGACUACAGUGGGGCCAAAGAGAAGGUGGAUGAGCUACUGGAGGUGGUGGACCAGAAGCGUUCCAUGUACAAUGAGCUAUGCGCCGAUUGGGGCACAAUUGACUCUCUGAUCUCACAAGAUUAAAUGAAAAAAAAAAUGCUCUCUUCUCGAUCUGGUCAAUAACACUGGCGGUAAAAUGUGGCACAGGUGGCACACAAGCAAAUUUUCGAUUCUAUUUUAAAUAAAAUUCAGCAAGAAAAAAAUAAACAAAAAAAAUCACUAACUUCGGGGGAAAUAAACUAUUAGAAAUAAUGUACUAUAGCUAUUAGAUCCCACUCUCCCCUUGGCAUCUAAGGGGAUGCAAAGUGGGUGGAAAAAAUUACUCUGGUGAUGUUGUCAAUUCCACACAAAAAGAACCUAAAAUACCUACAAAAAAUACCUACAAAAAAAAUCAACACAAAUAGAAAGGAAAAGACAUUUUUUUCUCUUUUUGAAUCAAGCAAAUUUUAUCUGAUUUUUUUUUGUUUUGUGAUUAACAUUUCGUUGCAGAACAACUAAAAUGUAAAAGUAAAAUUUAAGUUCAAACUUGAUGCGCGCUAAUUGCAUAAAUUGUACACAUUUUAAUUUUAAAAUAAAGAAAAAAAGUAUUACAA